Molecule: messenger RNA, 477 nt
Organism: Echinococcus granulosus
Lineage: Eukaryota; Metazoa; Platyhelminthes; Cestoda; Cyclophyllidea; Taeniidae
Product: Charged multivesicular body protein 3
Exons: 1
Coding region: 1-477 (158 amino acids)
Source: RefSeq, a predicted model, not a curated record
AUGUGUAACCUGUCAAAGGAGAUGAUGAAGUUGGGACUGAUGAGUGAGAUGGUGGGAGAGUGGGUAGAAUCGGUUCUGGAUCAGCCCAAGGAGAUGGAAGAGAUGGCACAUGCUGAGGUAGACAAGGUCCCCUUUGAGCUGACUAACGGUGCAAUGGGCAAGGCGCCAGACUCCGUGACGGGCACCCUGUCCACUGGCACUCAACGGACCACCAACUUCGCCAAUGCCAACCUGCAUGACCAUGUCCACGUCCCUCCUCCACGCCGUCAUCGUCGUGUUAGCCGUGGAGGUGGUAAUGUGUUAGCUAAACCCCAUCUCUCCUCUGUCAAGCAGACUGCAUUGGGCAUCGGCAUGGAAUGCGAGAUGUCGUUCAUUGAGGAUAGCGGCACAACAUCUGCUGCCUCGGUGUAUGGGCGUGUGGAGGCCUGCAUGGUGAGGAGUGAGCGAGUGAGGGUGUCGCGAUGGCCGAGUGGUUAA